AUGGGGUCGACUGAAGGUGGAGGUGGUGGCGUAGUGGCUGCCGCCGGUGGAGGCGGUGCCGGGUUGGCCAAUUCGAUGGUGAACAGCGCAUCCGGUGAAGCGCUACAUCAACAGUCGACUGUGAUGACCGCGGCCAGUCUAGCCGGUACAGCAUCGGCACAGCAACAAGGCCAAUCUGCAGUGUGGCCGAAUAAGAAAGAAAAUUAUGUGCUGGAAGAUGCUAUUGGAGUUGGAGCGACUGCUACUGUGUACAAGGUAAUUUUUGUAUGCUUUUUUGCCAGUUUGAUUUUUAUCAUUUCUUAUUUUUCUUUCUUUACUGUCUUUCGAAAGUAAUC
Cylicostephanus goldi is the source of this 335-nucleotide messenger RNA. NCBI's taxonomy places the organism in Eukaryota, Metazoa, Nematoda, Chromadorea, Rhabditida, Strongylidae. The record is from the annotation of a GenBank genome assembly.